AUGGACUGGGAGGCUCUCCCCUACUCGGUUCUGCGCGAGCUCCGCAAGGCGGUUCGUGAGUCCGGGGUGCGGUCCACUUUCACCCUGGGGAUCUUGGAAGGUGUGUCAAAUGGUUAUUUCUUGCUCCCCCAAGAUUGGAAAGACAUGUGUCGCAUGGUGCUGUCUCCCGCGCAAUACGUUGUGUGGGAUAGCGAGUACCAGCGAGAGGCGCUUGCGGCAGCAGCACAAGGUGGGGGGGCUUAUUUCGCUGAGCAGUUAUAUGGCGCGGGGCAGUUUUCGGGCAUCCCCGAGCAGGCGGUGGGUACGCCCCGGGCAGCUUAUCCCAUCAUUGGCCAGUGUGUCCGUCGGGUGUUUCGCAGGGUCCCCGCUGCGGGCAAGUCCUCUAAGUCCUUUGCGGUUACUCGGCAAGGUGCCGCCGAACCGUUCCACCAGUUUGUUGACCGCCUCCACGAGGCGGUCCAGAGGCAGAUUGAUAACCCGCAGGCCCAGACUGAACUAAUGAUAAAAUUGGCUUACGAAAAUGCCAAUGCAGAUUGCCGCCGAGCCAUGCAGGCAGUAGUUGGGCGCCCGGGGUAUACCCUGGCAGAAUUGCUGCAGGCGUGUGCUGAUUGUGGUACCCCCAAUCCCAAUCUUAUUCCCUGUGAUUACCGGUUAUUUGUAAUAGAUUUAAAAGAUUGUUUUUUUACCAUCCCCCUGCACUCUGAGGACCGGGCGCGUUUUGCCUUUACCGUUCCGGUCUUAAAUCAUUCUCAGCCCACUCCACGCUAUCAGUGGAAUGUGCUCCCUCAGGGCAUGUUGAACAGCCCCACCUUGUGUCAGCAUUUUGUUGCGCGAGCCUUACGGCCGUUUCGCGCAGCACACCCGGAUGCUUUAAUUUAUCACUAUAUGGACGACAUCCUGGUGGCUCACCCCAUCCUUCCUGAUGACUGGCUGGACGAACUGCGCCACCAGCUUGCGGCGUGUGGCCUGGUUAUAGCACCGGACAAAGUCCAGCGCCAGCCACCCUUUUUGUAUCUUGGUCACCGUAUGCUCCAGUCAUAUGCCUGCCCAGUUUGUCCCGAGCUGGUGUUGCCCGACCCUCUUACGUUUGUACAGCUCCAACAGUUAUUAGGGUCCCUCAAUUGGAUCCGCCCUUUUUGCCCUCUGACUACCUCCAUGCUGUCCCCUCUUUUUUCUGGCCUUCGGCAGGGCCGCCUCCCCGGGGAUGUUAUUUCCGUUUCCCAGGAACAGCGCCAAGCGGUCACCCUCAUUAACCGGACCCUGGCCCAAGUGUGGGUCGACCGCCGAGAAAGGGAACAGCCCCUUUUUGCCAUUCUGCUUCCCACACUUUCACAACCGACAGCUGUCCUCGCCCAGGAGGGGGCGGCAGCGCGUCUUCGUUUAAUUGAAUGGAUUUAUUUGACCCACUCCCCUCCGCAUACUAUCCAAACACUCCCUCAACAGGCCGCAGAGCUGAUUUUUAAAGUGCGGGAACGGUCCCGCACCCUCUUGGGUUGCGAUCCCGCUGCCAUUAUUGUCCCCAUCCCGGCUAAAGACUGGGAACGCGCUGUCUCUUGCAGUGCCACCCUCCAGUUGUCUUUUGCCGACUAUGUCGGGGAAGUUAAAUAUCACAUUCCCCCUGACCCCCGUCUCUCGCUCUUGCAACAACGUUGCCUCAACCUCCGAUCGUCUUUGUCCACCGUCCCCAUUGAGGAUGCACUUACCCUCUUUACGGACGGCGGCCCAACGCGAGGUGCGGUCAGCUGGCAGGCGCAGGGCACUUGGCAAGUCCGCUUUACCCUGCCUCAGCGUUCCCCCCAGCGCGCAGAAUUGGCCGCUGUCAUCCUGGCCUGCCGAUGCUUCCAGGAUGACCCUUUUAAUCUUAUUACUGAUAGUCUUUAUGUUACUAAUGUUCUUAAGUCUCUUCCAGGUUCCUAUGUGUCGCCCUCCUGUGAUGACAAUUUGUUGGCCCUUUUUCUCACCCUGCAACAACUCCUUUCCUCCCGCUCUAGCCCACUGUUUGUGGCACAUAUUCGCAGUCACACCACACUACCGGGCCUAUUGACAGAGGGUAAUGCGGUGGCUGACCAGGCGGUCAAAUCGGUGGCCUCGAUUUUUUCCUCUCCGCUCGAAAGCCACGCCUUCUUCCAUCAGUCCGCCAAAGCCCUUGCCAAGCAGUUCACUCUCCCGUUACAUCAGGCGCAGGCCAUUGUUCGCCAGUGUGACCUUUGUGCUUCUUUAUCCAAUAGCCCGGAGUUGGGGGUUAAUCCUCGUGGAACCUCGGCCAAUCAGCUCUGGCAAAUGGAGGUUACACACUUUCCUUCUUUUGCCCCCUGGCAGUAUCUUCACGUGUGUGUAGAUACCUUUUCCCAUUAUGUGUGGGUCACCCCCCAGAAGGGUGAGGCCUCUCGUCAUGCCAUUAAUCACAUGAUUCGCGCCAUGGCGAUCAUGGGUCACCCGUCCCAUCUUAAGACCGACAACGGCCCCGCCUAUUGUAGCUCGGCCUUUGCCUCCUUUUGUACCACGUGGGACGUUGUCCACACGUUUGGUAUCCCGUAUAACCCCACAGGCCAGGCCAUUGUGGAACGGGCCAACCGUGCGCUCAAACAGGCCCUGGCCCGCCAAAAACAAAAAGGGGGGAUUCCGGUAGGUCUUCCUCCCCGCCAGGAAUGGUUGGCUGCAGUGCUUUUUACCCUGAAUCAUUUGAAUUUGACUGACAAUUACUCUGCGGCAGAACGUCAUUUCCGCAGCCACCAGGCCUUGCCCCGCCCCCUUGUUAAAUACCGCAAGGCCCCGGAUCCUCAGUGGCAUGGCCCAGCGCCCCUUAUAACGUGA
Messenger RNA from Emys orbicularis (European pond turtle), 2814 nucleotides. RefSeq names its product endogenous retrovirus group K member 18 Pol protein. Gene Ontology annotation, molecular function: RNA-DNA hybrid ribonuclease activity; RNA-directed DNA polymerase activity; RNA stem-loop binding. The transcript has 2 exons. Lineage: Eukaryota; Metazoa; Chordata; Testudines; Emydidae. Bases 1 to 2814 code for a protein of 937 amino acids. Gene Ontology annotation, biological process: RNA-templated DNA biosynthetic process; DNA integration; viral process. The record is from RefSeq and is a predicted model, not a curated record.